Messenger RNA from Sesamum indicum (sesame), 717 nucleotides. Its product is annotated as mitochondrial pyruvate carrier 3. Gene Ontology annotation, biological process: pyruvate import into mitochondria. Gene Ontology annotation, cellular component: mitochondrial inner membrane. NCBI's taxonomy places the organism in Eukaryota, Viridiplantae, Streptophyta, Magnoliopsida, Lamiales, Pedaliaceae. The record is from RefSeq and is a predicted model, not a curated record.
GAAAGCCAUAAAUGUGUUCAUUCAAUUUUUGGUAUAGGUAGACCUGUCCUAAUAAAGUGUGCAGGCAAAUGAGGGGCUUUCGCAAUAAAUAUCACACCACACUUUGAGCAAUCUUCAAACUUACAUAAACCUAAAAUUCUACAAAAUAGUUCAUUUGAAUCUACACAAACGGACACAGAGAGCGAUCAUGGCAAGUAGGAAAUUGGUACGAGGGUUGUGGAACCAUCCGGCAGGACCCAAAACCAUUCAUUUCUGGGCACCAACGUUCAAGUGGGCACUCAGUGCAGCCAACAUUUCCAACUUCUCCAACCCGCCCGACACGGUGUCGUACCCCCAGCAGGCGGCGUUUGCCAUCGCUGGAUUCAUCGGUGCUCGUUACUGCACCGUGAUCACCCCUAAGAACUGGAAUCUAUUCACCAAUAACUUCGCGUUGGGCUGCACCGGCGUGUACCAACUUAUGAGGAAAGCCAACCAUGAUUACAUAGUCCAGAAGGAAUAAGUGAAGUACUUGACAUUGAUCGACCUUCUGAGAUGAAUUUCGUCAAACCUGAUUUUUGUGUUCGUCGUUGUUGCUGCUUUGCAUUUCUAGAGUUUCCCUUUAGGGAUAAUUAAAUAAGUAGAAAUACUUAUUUUAGCUACGAGACUUAACUUAAUUAACGAGGUUGAGGUUCUAUAACCAUGAGGUUACGGAGUUCAAAUUGCACCUGUAUAUUGAUG